Molecule: messenger RNA, 1110 nt
Organism: Lachancea sp. 'fantastica'
Lineage: Eukaryota; Fungi; Ascomycota; Saccharomycetes; Saccharomycetales; Saccharomycetaceae
Source: the annotation of a GenBank genome assembly
AUGUCCCCAAGCAAGAAGCAACCUCAAAAUUCGGGAGAUAGAGCUUGGAAUGUUGUCAAUUUCGACAGAAAUGAAGGUUCCCAGCGUAACGAGAGCGUUUUAAUUGAAACAGUGUUGGAAGAAGGUCUUUGUGACGAUGUUCUUUCAACAACAAGUUCGGACGAGUCAGAAUCUCUGAUUGGCUCUUCAAACGGUGCAGUGGCUGCCGGAUACGGUUUCAGCACUCUUAUUGGGCAGAAGGAAGAAGACCUUGCCAAAAGUUUGUCCCGGAACUCAGUUUUGCCAAGUUCUUUGGUACAAGAAAAGUCAUCAUCCUUCUGCGGUCGUGCGAGCCGUGGACUUGCUCAGUUGAACCCAUGGCAGAUCGUGCUUUUGACGUCUUCUACAACUUUUUUGAUAACUUGUGCUUUGCAAGCAGUGUUGAAAAAUUCUUCACCAGCGCCUGUGAAUGACGUUGCAGCAGCACCGUACUUUACGAAUCAUGGUGCCACGUACCGCGAUGUGGACUUUGUACUGCCCUUAGGAUCCAUUUCUAAGGGUGCUGGGAAGUAUAUUGUUGAUUUUGAAAACCGCAUUGCUUACCCUAUUGUUCCCAAAGUCAAUUACUGGGAAUCAGCCAAACUUCACGUUAGCGAAAAGUCCCAAUAUUUCUUGCGCUAUAUCAAAGAACUGGACAAGCAUAAAUUCCUCAACCUUGAUAAUAAAAUAAGGCAUGCAAACACCGCUUUUAUGUCUGCCGCAAAUACGCUUUUAUCGUCUUGUUCCAUCAAAAUCAGAUCUGCUUCUGAUCAUCUCCGUCAUUACAAACAUGCGAUCAAUUUUGAACCAAAGAUCGAAUUGGGGAGGUUAACGAGGAGAUUGAGAGAGGCGUGGAAUAUUCAAGCCUCUGGUUAUUUACAUCCACUCCAAGACAAUUUAUCGGCGUAUAUCACCAAGGCUCGAUUGUUCAUGAUUGGAGGAGGAAAUCUUGGUUCUCGUUUCAGAGCAGGGUUUGUGAAAAUGGCAUCUAGCAUCGACCAAUUUCGUGAUCGAACGGGAUCUGUUUUCAUUGAUAAAUGGGAUAAUACAAUGGCAAUGCUAAGGUUCAAGGCCAACAGAACCAAUUUUUAA